This is a messenger RNA of Oppiella nova, 879 nucleotides long. The record is from the annotation of a GenBank genome assembly. NCBI's taxonomy places the organism in Eukaryota, Metazoa, Arthropoda, Arachnida, Sarcoptiformes, Oppiidae.
AUGGUAACCUCCAAUCGGGUAUACCUACCACACGCUAAGGCACUGGUAUUUCACUGGCGAGACAUCUCAACCCUACCUGACUAUAGACUACCCGACCAGUUGUGGACACUGUAUAACAUGGAGGCACCCACUAAUACGCCUCAAAACCUAUGGCCUACGAGUGAGUUCAACCUAACGGCGUCUUAUCGUAUGGACUCCGAUAUAUACGUCCCCUACGGACUGGUAGAUAAGCGCCGGGAGGCCUUUAAUCUUAACAUAGAUGUUCAUAAUAAGUCAAAAAUGGUAGCAUGGUUCGUUAGCGAUUGCGAUACACCAGGUCAUAGGGAAUGGUAUGUCGAGGAACUGGCAAAGUAUAUACAGGUGAAUGUCUAUGGGAAGUGCGGGAACUACACGUGCGAACCGCGCCGUAGUCCCCGGUGUUGGGAACGGGUGGCUAAGGAAUACUGGUUUUACUUGUCGUUUGAGAACUCCGUUUGUCGUGAUUACGUGACGGAGAAGCUGUUCGACGCCCUGACCCACAACAUAGUGCCCGUCGUGUUUGGCGGCGCCCGCUAUGACCUCAUACUACCGCACAUGUCGUACGUCGACGCAAACCGGUUGACACCCCACCAGUUGGCCGACCGGCUCGCGAGUAUAGCCCGCAAUCGGACCGAGUAUUUACGGUAUUUCCGAUGGAAACACCAUUUCCGGGUCCACACGAGCCUCGAGCUACAAGUGUUUUGUCAGUUGUGCCGCCGAUUGAACCAGAGAUCAGAUUAUGGUAGACUGUCCCAGCAUACCGGUGCUCAGGUGAGCAAGUGGUGGUUCACGGGUGGCAAGUGUAGGCAGUGGGUGGGCGUUGAGGAGGACGAGGUGGGCGUGAAAAAUGUGUUUUAUUAA